Messenger RNA from Varroa destructor (honeybee mite), 3712 nucleotides. It is a transcript of the gene eIF3c, whose product is annotated as eukaryotic translation initiation factor 3 subunit c. Gene Ontology annotation, molecular function: RNA binding; translation initiation factor binding; translation initiation factor activity. Gene Ontology annotation, biological process: translational initiation. Lineage: Eukaryota; Metazoa; Arthropoda; Arachnida; Mesostigmata; Varroidae. Gene Ontology annotation, cellular component: eukaryotic translation initiation factor 3 complex. The record is from RefSeq and is a predicted model, not a curated record.
AUUAUUUGUGGUGUAUGUCUAUAAUCCAUAAUUUUAAAAAAGAAUGACAUUAAAUUCAACGAUAUUUUGCAAUGCACCGCACAUGACAGCUCAGCGAUGCUUUCGGUAUACCACGAUACUGCCUUACCUAGAGAAAUUAACAGACAAGACAGGAUUUCAACUUAAAAAAACAUGGCGGCUUCCGAUGACAUUUCCGGUUUUGGUUAGCCGGCACGUUGUGUUGUUACGGGUGUCCUGGGGAGCAGGAAACUCACCCGCGGUGUGGAGUAUCAGCCGUAAGUUUUGUUCCUGUGGUGAUCGCAAGAAAUUUCUCGGAAAAUUCAGUGAAAGGUGUCCAUACCUCGUGCCGUAAAAUCGUCAACGGGUUCUCGAAGAGUUUAAAGUGAAUACUCAAGAGGUUCUACAACGGAUCAUAAAGUAAAGUACUUGUUGUUCCCAAAAUGUCUCGGUUUUUCGCACGAAGCGACUCCGAGUCGGAGACGGAGUCGUCAGAGGAUGAGCAGCAGGUGAUCGCAAAGGCUCAGACGCAGGCUGCUGCUGCCUUUGGCCUUUCGGACGAUGAAGAUGAUGUCAAGCGUGUCGUACGGUCCGCCAUUGAAAAGAGAUAUGAAGAACUUACAGAACUGAUAAAGCAAAUCCGUAAUCACAAGAAAAUCAAGGACAUGGCCAAAAUUCUUAGCACUUUUGAGAACCUUACUCAGGCCUUUACGAAGGCAAAGCCGGUCAUUGACAAGGAGGAAGGCGGAAAAGUGCCCUGUUUCUACAUCCGGAUCCUUGCCGAGAUCGAGGACUUCAUUAUGGAGUGCUGGGAGGACCGGGAAGCUCGUAAGAGUAUGAGCAAAAACAACUCGAAGGGUCUAGCAACUUUACGCCAACGAAUCAAAAAGUAUAACAAGGAUUUUGAAAAAGAAAUCGCUGCGUGGAAAGCCAACCCCGUUGAGGAUGACGCGGAUGAUAAAGCUGACGCUGGCGCUGGGUCUGAAUCGGAGGAGUCAGACUCGGAAUCACAGGAAGAACAGAAGCGUAUCGAGACCAAGGAAACAAAGAAGAAGGAUGCGCUCAAAUCUCUGAUGAAAAGCGAUAAAGAAAAGGAUACUGGUUCGGAGGAUGAUUCUGAAGAUUCGAUGGACUGGGGCAGUUCCGACGACGAGACCACAUCAUCGGACAGUGAUGACGAUAAAUAUGCAGGAAAUCUGGCUGCCAAAUUCUUGAAGCGUGUUGGUCCAGGUGCCGAAAAGGAGGACAAGGACAAGGAACGGAAGCGUAAGGAGAAAAAGGAGAGUCAACGAAAACGCCGUCGCGAAGGGGAGGAAGAUGAUGGCGAGGGCUGGGAGGAAGUCGUCGGAGGCGUACCUAUGCAAGUUGAGAAACCGAAGAUGUUUGCCAAAGACGCCGAAAUCAAUCACCAGUCCGUUCUAAAGAAGCUUAACGAAAUUGUGGCAGCCCGUGGUAAGAAGGGCACUGAUCGCAAUGAACAGAUUGCCAUGUUGUCUGAACUCCUGUCGAUAGCAGACCAGAACAACCUGGGAGCCGCGUUCCAAGUGAAGAUCAUGUUCGCGAUUAUCUCGGCCCUCUUUGAUUACAACCUGAAGAUCGCGCCGUGUAUGAAGCAAGAGAUGUGGCAUAAGACGCUCAGCUACAUUAACCAGAUCCUUGAUGAUCUGUUUGAGUUUGCUGAUAAGCUGACUAUCGGAGAGAAUAUCCUCGAGGAAAAUGAAGUCCUUAAUGAAGAACCGUAUAAGGUGAAGGGCUGCAUUCUGACGGUGAUCGAGAAGAUGGACGAGGAGUUCACGAAGAUUCUGCAAAACGCUGACGCUCAUUCGCCCGAAUAUAUUGAAAGGCUCAAGGAUGAGAUCACCGUGUGCAAGAUCAUUGACCGGCUGCAGGAAUAUUUGGAGAGUCGUGGUUCACACUCAGAGCUUUGCCGAGUCUACCUUCGUAAGAUCGACCACGUCUAUUAUAAAUUUGAUUCGCGUGUUCUUGAGAAUAAGGACGCUAAGGUACAGGAUAAGAACAAGGAGAAUUCGGCUCAGUUAAUGGGCCGCUUGUGCAAAUUCAUCUACGCUAAGGACUCGACUGACCGCAUUCGAACACAGGCUAUUCUCUGCCACAUCUACCAUUCGGCGCUGCAUGAUUGUUGGUAUGAGGCACGCGAUCUUAUGCUCAUGUCACAUCUUCAAGACUCAAUCCAGUGUGCUGAUGUUGCUACUCAAAUACUAUAUAAUCGCGCGCUCGUACAACUUGGACUAUGCGCUUUCCGUCACGGCAACAUCCGCGACGCCCACAACGCCCUGCUCGAUAUCCAAUCCGGAGGUCGUGCCAAGGAGAUGUUGGCACAAGGUCUGUUGCCACAGCGUCAGCAAGAGCGCACAACGGAACAAGAGAAGAUUGAGAAACGGCGUCAGAUGCCGUUUCAUAAACACAUAAACUUGGAGCUGUUUGAGUGUGUCUACCUCGUAUCUGCCAUGUUGCUUGAGAUUCCUGCAAUUGUUGCCCAUGAGCUAGACGGCCGCAAGCGAAUGAUUUCAAAAAGUUUCCAUUACCAGCUCCGCAACACGGAACGCCAGGCGCUAGUCGGCCCGCCAGAGAGCAUGCGUGAGCACGUGGUUGCUGCCAGCAAAGCGAUGCGCGUCGGCAACUGGCGAGCCUGCCGAGCCUUUGUUAUCAACGACAAGAUGAACGCCAAAGUCUGGGAUCUUUUUCAUCGAGCCGAUGAAGUCCGCACAAUGAUCGAGCAAAAGAUUAAGGAAGAGUCGCUUCGCACCUAUCUCUUCAUGUAUUCGUGCGUCUACGAUUCGCUCUCUCUGCGAACACUAGCAUCACAAUUCGAGCUCGAGUUCGCUGGCGUACACUCGAUCGUGUCGAAGAUGAUUAUCAGUGACGAAUUGGCUGCCAGUGUCGAUGAGCCGAACCAAUUAAUCGUGAUGCACCGCUCGGAGCCAACACGGAUCCAAGCUCUCGCCCUUCAGCUGACUGACAAGGUGACCCAACUGAUGGAACACAACGACAAGCUCUGGGACGUCAAACAGGGCGCCUACUUCGGUCGACCGGGUGGCCACCAAGGCGGCUAUCGGGACAAUCGAGGAGAUCGUGAUGGGGGCUAUAAGGACCGCCGGGGUGGAGAUUACCGCGGGGAAGGUGAACGCCAAUGGGGCGGUAACAGGGGACACCGCAGAGAUCGCGGCGAACGCCGAGACCGAGAUCAUCACCGGGGUCACCACGACGGAAACCGCCGUGGAGAUCGCGACCGCGAUCAUCGAGGAGAACGUGAUAAUCGAGACAUGCAGCACACUUACCGUCACGAACAGGCCGCAUAUUGAUUAUAAACAUCGCUGUGACGACUACUAUGACUCCUAGAGCGGAGACUAAGAAAUCUGACAACUUUAUUAUAAAAUAAAAUAAUUAUUGUUUUGGUGGCGGCUGGUAUCAGUCGUGAUAAUGACUAGCUGGCUUGGACAUAGCAGGGGAGCAUUUUUCACGUCGGCCAUGUCUCCUACGAAUUAGAAGGUCGCAAAAACAGGUGUAAAAGAGCGCCAAUUUUUAUCUGGGGUUGUCUUCAGUAGACAUGAUGAUUUACACGAUGGCGAUAAUUGUGGAUCGAGGCACCCGAGCUAAGCAAACCGGUUUCCCAGUUUGUGGCUACUGGGGGACACAUUUUUGCCACUGGUAAAAAUAUAUAUAAAUAAAAAUAUUAAAUCUAUAUCUAAGUGUA